Messenger RNA from Schizophyllum commune H4-8, 1538 nucleotides. RefSeq names its product glycoside hydrolase family 16 protein. The record is from RefSeq and is a predicted model, not a curated record. Gene Ontology annotation, molecular function: glucosidase activity. The coding region runs from base 7 to 1317 and encodes 436 amino acids. Gene Ontology annotation, cellular component: plasma membrane; endoplasmic reticulum membrane. The transcript has 9 exons. Lineage: Eukaryota; Fungi; Basidiomycota; Agaricomycetes; Agaricales; Schizophyllaceae. Gene Ontology annotation, biological process: fungal-type cell wall organization; (1->6)-beta-D-glucan biosynthetic process.
CCCGAGAUGCACGGCUCCUUCGGCCUCAUCGACCCCGACACCCCCGCCGACGCCCGCACGCGCAAGAGCUACACCAACGACGGCGAGCUCCAGCUCAUCUUCUCCGACGAGUUCAACGUCGACGGGCGCACCUUCUACCCGGGCGACGACCCGUACUGGGAGGCCGUCGACCUGCACUAUUGGCAGACGAACAACAUGGAGUGGUACGACCCGAGCGCGGUGACGACGGAGAACGGCUCGCUCGCGAUCACGCUCAAUGACACGCCGACGAAGGGGAUGGACUACGUGGGCGGGAUGGUGCAGACGUGGAAUAAGUUCUGCUUUACGGGGGGCUUGAUUGAGGCGGCGGUGAUGUUGCCGGGGACGAAUGAUGUGCUGGGGUUGUGGCCUGCCGUUUGGGCGAUGGGGAACCUUGGCCGUGCAGGGUUUGGUGCGAGCUUGGAUGGCAUGUGGCCGUAUACGUAUGAUGCGUGCGAUGUCGGUACCGUGGCCAAUCAGACCAAAAACGGUCGCCCAAUCGCUGCUACGCGGAACGGUGAUCCCGGCCACGACAACGUUCUUUCGUACCUCCCCGGUCAGCGUCUUUCCAGGUGUACGUGCCCGGGCGAGGAGCACCCUGGCCCCAUGCACUCCGAUGGGACGUACGUCGGCCGCGCCGCCCCUGAGAUUGAUAUCUUCGAGGCAACGGUCUCCGACGGUACUGGUUUCGUGUCGCAGUCUGGUCAAUGGGCACCCUUCAACGAGAAGUACGUCUGGAAGAACACCAGCGACACCCUCAAGAUCUACGACAAGAAAGUCAGCUCGCUGAACACAUACUUGGGUGGCGCCUACCAGAUGGCCACCUCCGUCAUCUCGCAGACGAACCAGGAGUGCUACUACGAUGGCCCCGACCCGUGCUUCGCUAUCUACGGGUUCGAGUAUAAGGAGGGCUUCGACGAUGGGUACAUCACCUGGAUCAAUGACGGGAAGGCGGCGUGGACUAUCACCUCGGAGGGCAUGGGUGCGGAUACGGCAGUGGAGAUUUCGGCGCGUCCAGUACCCCAAGAGCCGCUCUAUUUGCUUGCGAACUUGGGCAUGAGUCAAAACUUCGGUUUCGUCGAUGUCGAGCAUCUGCAGUUCCCGACCAAGAUGCUGGUAGACUACAUCCGCGUGUACCAGAGGAGCGACGCUAUCAACAUUGGCUGCGACCCAGAAAACUUCCCGACCGCCGCGUACAUCGCGAAGUUCCCGGAGGCGUACACAAACCCUAACUUGACGACAUGGCACGACGACUAUGGACAGGUUAUCCCCAAGAACAGUUUCCUCGACGAGUGCUAGACUGCUUGCUGCCAUCGCUAGAGUGUGAAUAUGGAUAUUUGGAUAUUCUGGAUCAGGAUUAGAAGGACGGGGGCUAUGGGCCUUUGGCGGUGCCGGCUUUAAGCCUGCGACUGCGUAUUGCGCAGCUACUGUAAAGCACUUCACUGACCUAAUCGUAGAUGCUAGCGCUCCUUACAUUAAUAAAGUAUAAACAGCCAGCUACACAUGGAGUCGUCGAACCG